Messenger RNA from Closterium sp. Naga37s-1, 1524 nucleotides. The record is from the annotation of a GenBank genome assembly. NCBI's taxonomy places the organism in Eukaryota, Viridiplantae, Streptophyta, Zygnematophyceae, Desmidiales, Closteriaceae.
AUGAUCAUGGCGCAGGCAUUGCUGCAGCACGUGGAACAGGCAGAGGCGAUCAUUGCCAAGCGCAUGGCAGCGGGCAGCAGUGUGGCCUCUGUAACAUCCGCUCGAGAAGGCAUACUCGCUACAGUACCACUCGAUAAGAGCAUAAAGCGCACCGACCUGAAUGACUCGUUUCUCAACUACCACAAAACAAUCUACCCCGGGCAAGUGAAACUUCGCUGCAUGGGCGAACCCUGCCCGAACUUCGGCUCCUGCGGGGACUCCUUCCCGACCGUGCGCGCCUGCUUCCGCCCGGAAUUCGCCGACGAAAUUUACUACCGCCCGGACCAGCCGGAAAACUGCCCGAAAUUGUCGCACGCGAACGAGUCGGGGGAGCUUGGGGCGGAUCCGAGAUGCACGCACAAGACGGACCACCACUGGCAUGAUGCGAUGGUGUUUCAGCUGUUUGAGCUGCGCGGCAUGUUCAUCAAUGUCAAUGGGCUUGUCUUCAACCGCUCCCUGCACUUCGACCGCCACGGCUGCUUUCGAGACCUCGAGUUUGACUACAAGGCAGGGGAAUCCCAGGGGAUGAAGCUGCACCUGGUGGUGUCCCUCGCAUACAACCAUGCAUUUGACUACAAGGCAGGGGAAGCGCAGGUGAUGAAGCUGCACCGGGUGGUGUCACUCGCGUACAACCAUGCAUUCGCCUUCUACCACUCCCUCGUGGCGUUCUUCCCCCAGUUCCUUCCUCAUGCUCUCUGUCCCCAUCCCGCCCAACCCCGCCUACACCAGUUUGACUACAAGGCAGGGGAGUCCCAGGUGAUGAAGCUGCACCGGGUGGUGUCACUCGCGUACAACCAUGCAGUGGCAUUCUACCACUCGCUCGUGGAGUUCUUCCCCCAGUUCCUCAUGCUCGCUGACCUGCUGCGCGCCAACCCUGACAUCCCCAUCCUCUUCCGCCGCAGCCAGGUAUGCAGACCUUGUGCCAGGACGACUCAGAUGAACCUGAUAGUGGUGGAGGACACACACUGCUCCAAGCUCAUCCACGCUGAUGUUGUCUACCAGGUCGCCCGUGUACCAAGGCUGCGGCAAGCCCAGCCCCAGCCUGUGGCGCCACCUGUGUCUCAACUCCUCCUCCCCCCUGUCUUUCCCCCGUUUCCCCCAUCUGUUCUCUUCCCCCCCUCUCCCCCUCUCCUCCCCUCCACAGCCCGUCCCGUGUACCAGGGAUGCGGCAAGCCCAGCCCCAGCCUGUGGCGCCACCUGCGCCUCAACUACCUCCUCCCCCCCGACGGCCUGCCUCUCUUCUCCUCCCCCUGGCGCCUCCGCGCCCACUCCCCCGGCCCGUGGUCCGACGCGCGGGCUGCUGUGCUGCCAUCAAACUGGGUGGUGGUGAUGGCGAGGCGGCCGGGGAAUACAAGGAAGAUGGUGGGGUUCGAAGGGCUGCUGGAAGCAGUGGAAGGGAUGUUUGGGAAGGACAGGGUCGUCGUUUUCAACGGCUCGAUACCCAUCCUGGAAGGUACGUCCUAUGUGCGGUCCAGUGCGGAGUAG